Molecule: messenger RNA, 2292 nt
Organism: Dalotia coriaria
Lineage: Eukaryota; Metazoa; Arthropoda; Insecta; Coleoptera; Staphylinidae
Product: nucleolin
Exons: 6
Coding region: 226-2013 (595 amino acids)
Source: RefSeq, a predicted model, not a curated record
GCGCGACCUGUUAGUCGAUUCCGCUCCGGAGCGGUCAGCACCGGUCAUAGCUCUUCAAUAUUUAUUAGUGUCAAGUGCUCGCAGUUCAUUAGAGAGUCAGUUGCCGCUUGAUUGAGAAUAUAAUCGAACAGAGUGCCGAUUUUUCCGACUUUUAACCAGCGCCGCCCUCGCCGUGCUAGGAAUUUUCACUAACUCUAGGAAAAUUAAAAUUCAAAUUCAAUCAAAAUGAGAAUAUUGUUAUUGGCGGCACUUGUUUGCCUGAGUGUAAUUUACGUAAAUGCCGGCCCGAUUCAAAAGGAUGAGCAGAAAGUUAUCGAAGAAGGCAAGAAGCAAGAAGACACCCAGGGAGUGUUCGUGACUCCGGUCGCGGAGGCGCAUGUCGCCGCGGAAGCCGCCGCCACCGUCCCCGCUGCGACGGAAGUGAAAGAGGAAGUGCCAAAGCCCAAAGAAACCGGAAGACAGAGCUCCUCGUCGGAUGACGACGAUGAUGACGAUGACGACGACGAUCUGGACCUAGGCGUCGAUGAUGACGACGAUGACGAUGAUGAGGAUGAGUCGCCAGCCGCCGCCGGUGAUGAGGGAGACGACGAUGACGACGAGGACUACUUCGAAAGUUUCUUCGACGACAUCUUAGGAGACGACGAUGACGACGACGACGAGGAGGACGACGACGAUGUCGCGCCCAGCAGCGGCCUCGCGCAGCCCGCCGACGCCGUGCCGGAGAACGCGCAGGAAGGCGCCGACCUGGAGCAGCCCGCCGAUGAGCUCGCCGGUGAGACCGACAAUCCUCUCGCCGCCGAGCACGCCGAGCCGCUCGGCGAGUCCAGCCCCGCCGACCCCGCCGUCGCGGCCUCGAACGCCGUCCAGCAGCAGGUCGUCGUGCAGCCGGUGCCCGCCGACGACGAGGCCGACGAUGACGAUGACGACGACGAUGAUGACGAUGACGAUGUCGAGGGCGAACUCGACGAGCUAGCCGGCGACGACGACGACGACGAUGACGACGACGACGAGACGACCGCCGACGAUGACGACGAUGACGACGACGACGACGAUGACGAUACCGAUCUCGAAGACGUCAUCGAGGCAAAGAGAUCACGUGCCAUCCAGGGGCAGGCCUCCUCGACCCAAACGCGUAUGCCCGCCAUCUACAUCGCCAAGUAUAAUCGUUUCGUUGAUAACAUCCUCGGACGCAUCAAUCGCAUCCUAGGCAAGUCCUACGAUCCCGUCCGAGUGAAACUGCAAGCGCCCGCGGAUAAAUCCAACAAGAAGACUGGCUCCAAGGUUACAGCGAAUAAAAACAAAAACAAAGCCACCAAGAACAAGAAGAAGAAGAACUCGAAUCGUUCGAGGGCUCCUCAGUUGACCAACAAAAUGGGCGAGUUUGAAGUUGCCAGGUCCACGGAAUCUGAAUCCAGGGAACCCGCAUUCGUCCUGAUUUCAAAGACCAGUGAUAUCAAGACGCAACAUCCUAUUAGGAACGUUACACUUGAGGUUCGCGCUUCUCCAGUGAGCAAAAAACGCAAACCCUCGAAGAAUUCGACAAAAAAUACAAACUCCAACAAGAAUACCUCAUCCAGUUCAACUUCCAAUAAGAAUACCGCUAGUACCAAAGCGCGAGCUACUUUGUAUGGUCUAAGUACCUUACGACGAGAUGGGGAUGUAGUGGUCAACGCCCUGAAGGACUACACAAGUGUAAAGACCAACUUCCUACUGGGACCUCUCACACUUCGCGUCGAGAAAGAAUUCGGUAAGGGUAACCGUCGUCAACUGAAGAGUGCAACUGCUACCACCGCUGAAAUGUUCGGCAAGUUAACCCUGCGUAUUGUCCAUGGCGGAGCUGCAACUCUACACUCCAUCAAGGUCCUCCAACCGAAACAGGUGCGAGUGGACAGCGCCGAUAACCACGAGAAGACCAAGGAGUACAUGUGGAAGCGCAGCUCGCACAUCGCGUCGGUGGUGUCGAGGAAACUCGCCUCCGCGGCGAGGUCUAUGCUUAAGCCACCACCUCACUAAUCCAUCUACCACGAGAUCCACACGAGACAAAAAUGACCAGAGUUUUCUUAGGUAUAAUUUUAUGACGGGCAGUAUGUCGACUGAGGUUUCAUAGUUGCAUAGAAAUCUAUUGUUUUGCGUUUCUACUUUAUUUGCGUGAUGGAUUUUGAUUAGAUCUUUAGAGACUGCUUUUUAUUUAUACGUGUAUUGUAGUUAUUUAUUGUAAUAUUUAUUGUAGCUUGAAGUAUUAAUGAAUAUUAUUUCUAAAGUGAAUAAAAACACAUCAAUUAAAACCAAAAA